AUGCCCUCGGAUCUGUGUGGUACGGAUCGGAACAUCGAGCCUGAUGCUAUCCUCCGGUCCGCACCCGAACUCUACUCCGCUAGCGACCGGCCGGAGAACCGGAGUGACCAGAGAAAGUCCGAUCAAUCUUCUAUCAAUGAACGUAGCGAGACUCCACCAGCCAAACUUCCUGCUAUAUGUCGUGGAUCGAUGGCACCCACUUCAAGGGUGUGCUUGAUUAGAUUAUUCGGAUUUUCCUGUGUUGAACUUACAUCUUUCGAAGCGCAAUGGUGUAAUGGACGCGUGUUGAAGCGCUCUCAGUCGCGCUGUACAACACCGGACACCGGUCCCAUCAGCAGCAGCUUCGAUUCCAUCUCAACCACGGAUAAAAAGUUUAUGCCAGCUUGGAAUCCCCGGCGUUGUCCCGCCGGGCAUGAUCACCUGAUUCGUUCAGAUGGCUGUAUUGUCGUGAGUCAUUACGAUGAUGGGCACGGCGACCAAAGCCCUCUGGGUGCCGGUGGCACUGGGAAAUAUCUACAACAGCAACAAAACACCGGUGCCAUCCAUCACCUUGCAUUCCGCCAGGUUCCUGCUGCAGGUCUUUUAAAAUCGUUGAUCGCGUCCAAGCAUCCAUUGUCUGCAACUUCCCCGCACAGUGCUGAAUAUUGGGAUUUGUGA
Molecule: messenger RNA, 657 nt
Organism: Puccinia graminis f. sp. tritici CRL 75-36-700-3
Lineage: Eukaryota; Fungi; Basidiomycota; Pucciniomycetes; Pucciniales; Pucciniaceae
Exons: 4
Coding region: 1-657 (218 amino acids)
Source: RefSeq, a predicted model, not a curated record